AAACUAUCUUAUUAAUCAUGUCUACUGGUCCACAAUUUAACGUUUCUUCGGAAACUGCUGUUCAAUACGAACAACAAUAUUCUGCUCACAAUUAUCAUCCACUCCCAGUGGUAUUCACCAAGGCUGAAGGUGCUCAUGUUUGGGACCCUGAAGGAAAGAAAUAUUUGGAUUUCCUUUCUGCCUACUCUGCGGUUAACCAAGGUCAUUGUCAUCCAAAGAUCAUUGAAGCUCUUGUUGAUCAAGCCUCAAAGUUGACCUUGUGUUCCAGAGCCUUUUCUUCUGAUGUCUUUGGUGUGUUUGCCAAAUAUAUCACCGAAUAUUUCAACUAUGAAAUGGUUCUUCCAAUGAACACCGGUGCUGAAGCGGUUGAAACUGGAUUGAAGCUCGCUAGAAGAUGGGGGUAUGUUAAGAAGGGAAUUCCAGAAGGUGAAGCCAUCAUUUUGUCUGCUGUUGAUAAUUUCCAUGGUAGAACUUUAGGAAUUAUUUCAAUGUCUACUGAUCCAGAUGCUACUGAUAAUUUUGGUCCUUAUUUGGCUGGGGUUGGUCCACAAAUCCCAGGUGAACCAAAGGGUACUCUCUUGAGAUAUGGGGUCAUUGAAGAUGUUGAAAGGGCCUUUGCCAAUGCUGGUGAUAAGAUUGCUGCUAUUCUUUUGGAACCAAUCCAAGGUGAAGCCGGUAUUGUUGUCCCACCUGAAGGAUAUCUUACCAAAGUUCAAGAACUUUGUAAAAAGCAUAAUGUCUUGUUGAUCUGUGAUGAAAUCCAAACUGGGAUUGCCAGAACCGGUAAGAUGUUGUGUUAUGAACAUUCUGCCAAUGUUAAGCCAGACAUUGUUCUUUUAGGUAAGGCCAUUUCUGGUGGGGUUAUGCCAGUUUCUUGUGCUCUUUCUUCAAAGGAAAUCAUGUUGUGCUUGGAACCAGGUUCUCAUGGUUCCACUUAUGGUGGUAACCCAUUGGCCUGUAGAGUUGCCGUUGCUGCCUUGGAAGUUGUUAAGGAUGAAAAAUUGGUUCAAAGAUCUCAAGAAUUGGGUGACUUUUUGUACAAUGAAUUGACCAAAUUGAAAGAUGAAUCUAAUGGAAUCAUUUCUGAGGUUAGAGGUAAAGGUUUACUCAGUGCCAUUGUCAUUGAUGAUACCAAGACCAACGGUAGAUCCGCUUGGGACUUGUGUAUGUUGAUGAAAGACCAUGGUGUCUUGGCCAAGCCAACUCAUGACCACAUCAUCAGAUUGGCCCCACCAUUGGUGAUCUCCAAGGAAGAUUUAUUGAAGGGUGUUGACUCUAUCAGACAAUCUUUGGACAAAUUGCCAAAUGCCCCAAAGACUGCCCAUUAAUUAAUAGUACA
This is a messenger RNA of [Candida] anglica, 1339 nucleotides long. NCBI's taxonomy places the organism in Eukaryota, Fungi, Ascomycota, Pichiomycetes, Serinales, Debaryomycetaceae. The record is from the annotation of a GenBank genome assembly.